ACGUCGGGUAAAAUAAUUAAUUCCAAGAAAUGUGUUAACGUUACAGAUUGAAAAUUCAAGGUUGAUUUCCACAUGGGCAUUAUAGUUACUUUUAACGUUGCAGAAAUGUUUUUAACUACAGAGAAAGCACGUGCUUACCGACAAGUGAUUGAUUAGCAGGCACUACACGGUAUCGGUUGCAUGAUAUCUUUAAGCUAAUAUUAGCUAAGGGUAACGUUAGCUGAGUUAACGUUAGGCCAAAACAGAAGUUUGCCGUCCACGUUUUGCUGAGUCCAACGUUGCCGGAUGCAGUAAUGUGACCAGGGAACAGUUAGAUUGCUGCUCUACACGAGUUAUUGCCUCAGUAUAUAUCAAUACAAACAAAAGGGAAAUAACGGUUGGGUUGGUCAUUAAGAUGAUUUUCGGAGUAUUUACCUUAGUGUCACAAUCUGUGCUGCCAAAGUAUCAAUAAAGAAAUUACUUAAGGGAUCAUUCUUGCUCACUGGUCAGCCACCGGAAACCGGGGCUCACUCUCUGUUGGAGCACGUGUAUAAGCUAUCUAGCCUGUGCUGAAGUCAGCAGUGAGAAGGUUUGGUGUCACACAGUGACUUAGAUGAUCGAGCAAUUGAGGCUCUGAAAGAAUUCAACGAGGAAGGUGCUCUGCAAGUCCUUUUGCAAUUCAAGGACAGCGACCUCUCACAUGUUCAGAACAAAAGUGCCUUUCUUUGCGGCGUGAUGAAGACGUACAGACAGAGAGAGAAACAAGGGACCAAAGUGUCAGACACCAAUAAAGGACCAGAUGAAGCCAAAAUCAAAGCUUUGCUGGAGCGAACUGGCUACACACUUGAUGUGACAACAGGCCAGAGGAAGUAUGGAGGUCCCCCACCAGAGUCCGCCCACUCAGGGGCACAGCCCACCAUUGGCACAGAGAUAUUUGUAGGCAAAAUCCCCAGAGACCUUUUUGAGGAUGAGUUGGUUCCGCUGUUUGAGAAAGCUGGCCCCAUCUGGGACUUGCGCCUGAUGAUGGAUCCUCUCAGUGGCCUGAACAGAGGCUACGCCUUUGUCACUUUCUGCACUAAAGAAGCUGCACAGCAGGCUGUCAAAUUGUGCAACAACAAUGAAAUUCGACCGGGUAAACAUAUCGGAGUGUGCAUCUCUGUGGCCAAUAAUAGACUGUUUGUUGGCUCCAUCCCCAAGAGUAAAACAAAAGAGCAGAUUGUUGAAGAAUUUUCAAAAGUCACAGAGGGUCUAAAUGAUGUCAUAUUGUACCACCAGCCAGACGACAAGAAGAAGAAUAGAGGCUUCUGCUUCCUGGAGUAUGAAGACCACAAGACAGCAGCUCAGGCCCGUCGCCGGCUGAUGAGUGGCAAGGUGAAGGUGUGGGGAAAUGUGGUCACCGUGGAAUGGGCUGAUCCAAUCGAGGACCCAGACCCAGAGGUCAUGGCCAAGGUCAAGGUGCUGUUUGUGAGGAACUUAGCGAGCACUGUCACAGAAGAGAUACUUGAAAAGGCCUUUAGUCAGUUUGGCAAGUUGGAGCGGGUGAAAAAAUUGAAAGACUAUGCCUUCAUCCACUUCGAGGAAAGAGAUGGUGCUGUGAAGGCAUUGGCUGAUCUCAAUGGCAAAGACCUCGAAGGAGAGCACAUUGAAAUCGUCUUCGCUAAGCCCCCUGACCAGAAGAGGAAAGAGCGCAAAGCCCAGAGACAAGCCGCUAAAACACAAAUGUAUGAUGAAUACUAUUACUACGGGCCUCCCCACAUGCCACCACCUACACGAGGCAGAGGCCGAGGAGGGCGAGGAGGUUAUUCUUACCCUCCUGAUUAUUAUGGCUAUGAAGACUAUUAUGAUUACUAUGGAUACGAUUACCACAACUACCGGGGCGGAUACGAUGACCCGUACUACGGCUACGAAGACUUCCAGGGGUCCGGGAGAGGACGAGGAGCGAGGGGAGGAGUCCGUGGUGGUGCCAGUCAGACUAGAGGCCGUGGUGCUGUCACACCGAGGGGCCGGCUGGGUUUCUCCCAGCGAGGAGGCCCUGGAACAAGCAGAGCAGGGAAACGGGGUCGAGGGCGGUCCUGACCUGUCACAGUGGAAACUGACUUGAUGUGUGGGGUUAACACCGUAAGCUGCAAUGGAUGUUGAAACAAAAAAGAGCACGACAAAAAGGUCCAAUGAUAUUCCAGCCUUACAGAA
Xiphias gladius (swordfish) is the source of this 2169-nucleotide messenger RNA. Its product is annotated as heterogeneous nuclear ribonucleoprotein Q. The transcript is spliced from 11 exons. Gene Ontology annotation, cellular component: CRD-mediated mRNA stability complex; nucleus; ribonucleoprotein complex. Gene Ontology annotation, molecular function: mRNA 5'-UTR binding. NCBI's taxonomy places the organism in Eukaryota, Metazoa, Chordata, Actinopteri, Istiophoriformes, Xiphiidae. The record is from RefSeq and is a predicted model, not a curated record. Gene Ontology annotation, biological process: CRD-mediated mRNA stabilization. Bases 715 to 2055 code for a protein of 446 amino acids.